Molecule: messenger RNA, 731 nt
Organism: Cucurbita maxima (winter squash)
Lineage: Eukaryota; Viridiplantae; Streptophyta; Magnoliopsida; Cucurbitales; Cucurbitaceae
Exons: 5
Coding region: 113-529 (138 amino acids)
Cellular component (GO): protein folding chaperone complex; chloroplast stroma
Molecular function (GO): protein folding chaperone
Source: RefSeq, a predicted model, not a curated record
ACCACAAACAAGACGAUCACUCACCGCAGAAACAGAACGCAAAGCUCAUCACAAAACUUUCUGAAUUUCACUCCUCACCAACAAAUCCCAAGAAUUUCAAAACCCCAUUUGAAUGGCAUAUUCUAUAUGUUCUUCCACACCCAUUUUCUCCUUUAAUGCCUCAACCAAGCCCAACCCUGGGGUUUUUGUUGGCAACUCAGUGCCCCAGAAGGCUUUUCGGAUCAAUGAAGCGUUUCAAAGAACAAACCCCAGGAAGCUUUUGUCCGUUGAGGUCAAGGCUUCAGAUGGUGCAGAUAGUAAUAAACCAACCACAAAAUACAAGAGCAUAGUUUGCACAGACUGCGAUGGAAAUGGUGCUGUCCAAUGUGCUCAGUGUCAAGGAACAGGAGUUAAUUCAGAGGAUCACUUCAAUGGGCGGUUUAAAGCUGGUGGCUUAUGCUGGUUGUGCAGAGGCAAAAGGGACAUCCUAUGUGGGGGCUGUAAUGGAGCAGGUUUUGUGGGUGGAUUCAUGAGUACAGCUGAUAGUUAGUUCAUCAAACUCACCAGUUCUUUCAGCUGCACCACAAAUUUGAGUAUUUUAAGAUGAAAAAGCCUAUUAGUUUCAGUAAUUUUGUAUAAUGGGUCACAUUAUUUCUAAGUCUGUAUUUCAAAAUUAUGAAUGUUCUUCUUUUUCUAUAUUGUUUUGUUGCAUAAUUUGAGAUCGUUGAUCGUAAUGAAUGAUUUUUACACGA